CUGCAAAAUGUUUGCAGAAAAGACAUUAAUAAAUCCUGAUUGGGCAGAAUCUAAUCUCAGUUUCAAUCUCAUUUUAAGCAAAGCUGAAAUCAUGACAAUGCAAACAUAUUAUGGUUUAACAAUUUGUUGCAGUAUCAAUACUGCAUUAGAUGAGAUGGUGAAAUCUAUAUGGGCAAUUUAUUUCAACAAAUUGUCGACACAUGCAAAUUCUGAGCAUGGCCUUUCCGUACACAUGAUGAUUCUGGGUGUGGCUACAAUAAAGCCAUAUGAAUUGAAACGCUUAGUCUCAGAAAAGAAGUAUAGUGAAAGACGGCUAGAUGUUUUAUCUGCCUUAGUUUUAGCAGAAAAGUCAUUAAAUGGUCCAGGCACAAAAGAAAGGCGAUUGAUUACAUAUCUUGCUAUGUCACUUGGUGUGCAAAUGAAGUCAUUUAAGGAAGAUGAAGUAGUGAGCUUUGCUGGUGUGAUGAAAGAAUUAGAUUUUAUAUGUGAUCUUAGACAAAAAAUUAAAGAGGCUUGUGACUGCAGUUUUAUGUAUUGGCAUCAUAUUGUGUUUCCUACCUAUAUAGCUGAGAUUUAUGAAACUGGAGUUGAUAUUCACCGAAUCAAAUACAUGAUCUCUGCUCUCCAUGAUUGUAUUGCUCCAAUCCUGUCUUCUCAUCAUGAAUCAUCAGCUCUAAUUUUGUUAAAUGCAUUUCAGAAAGAAACGUAUUUGACUAUCAAAAAGCAUUUGCUUGAUCCUUUAUGCAAUGAUAUUGAAACUGAACUUCGUCUUCACUGUCAUUAUCAUCUUCAACUAGAUGACAGAAAUCCACUUAAAAUUGGUCUAAAGGACUUCUCUCAUUUGCUUAAUAUAUCUUCUUUCAGGCUCUUUGAUCAGUUUAUCAAUGUAAAAUCAUAUGUGGAGCAUUAUUUAGAAAAAGUAUUUUAUAACCUAACAACUGUGGCUUUACAUGAUUGGAAAACGUAUGGAGAAAUGAGAAGUUUAGCUAAACAUAACUAUGGCCUUAUAACAGUUGAAGCUUAUUUACCUAGUCAGACUCUAGAACAGGGUCUGGAUGUGCUUGAAAUAAUGCGGAAUAUUCACCUGUUUGUGUCAAAUUACCUGUACAAUUUAAAUAAUCAGAUAUUUGUUGAACGAUCAAGCAACAAUAAACACUUGAAUACAAUUAAUAUUCGUCACAUUGCUAAUUCAAUAAGAACACAUGGAAUUGGUGUUAUGAAUACCACAGUGAACUUUGUGUAUCAGUUUCUAAGAAAAAAGUUCCAGAUAUUUUCUCAGUUUUUGUAUGAUGAGCAUAUUAAAUCGAGGCUAAUAAAGGAUCUUCGUUACUUCAAAGAAAAUAAAGUUCAGAAUGGGCAAAAGUAUCCAUUUGACAGAGCAGAGAAAUUUAAUAGAGGUAUACGAAAACUUGGAGUGACUAAUGAUGGACAGAGUUACCUGGACCAAUUCCGACUGUUGAUUACUCAGAUAGGAAAUGCUAUGGGCUUUGUUAGAAUGAUACGUUCUGGGGGCAUACACUGUACCAGUAAUGCCAUAAGAUUUAUCCCAGAUCUUGAUGACAUAAUUUGUUUUGAAGAUUUAUGUAAAGAUGAAAAACUUUCUGAUGCCACAAUUUCAGGAGCUGUUAAACUUGAUUCAGUAAUUAGCAAUCUGAAUAAGAACUUUUCUGAAGGUACAGAAUAUUUCAAGCUACUUGUUGAUGCCUUUGCUCCAGCUUUUCGCGACCCUAAAAAUGGUCACAUGAAAAACUUUUUUGUUAUUGUUCCACCUUUGACUUUAAACUUUGUGGAGCAGUCUAUAUCUAGCAAAGAUAAGAUUUCAAGAAAAAAUAAAUUAGGAGCUGCCUUUACAGAUGAUGGCUUUGCUAUGGGAGUUGCCUACAUAUUGAAGCUUUUAAAUCUGUAUCAAGAUUUUGAUUCCCUUCAUUGGUUUCAGUCUGUUAAAGAAAAAUACUCAAAAGACAGAGCAGAUAAUAUGAAACAGAAAACUGCUGCUAUUGGUAGGGAUGAUAUGAAAUUACUGGAAACUAUGGAUUUAACGAGUAGACGAUUAGAAAUCUAUCAGCAAGAAUUUGAUUUGUUAAAUUAUUCUUUGAGCAGUGCUCGCAUAUUUUUCCGCGCUGAUUUGACUGCAGAGGAAGAAAAAGAAUCAAAGAAAGGUACAUGAUACUUCUGAAGAAUGUUCAUUAUAUGUGACACCUUGAUUUGUGGGAAUAUUAACAUUCUUUCUGCAGUGAUUAAUUACUUCUGAAAUUAUAUGAAAAGAACUGAUGUGCUGUCAGAAAAAGAUGACAAUAAUUAACAUAAAAUGACGUGUCUGUAUAUCAUUUUAGCAACAUUUUCUGGCCAUUAUGCAAUGCACUGAAUAAAUUCUGUGAUGUGAUAUAAAGAUGGACAACAUGGCAUCAGUAAUCACUAUUUUCUAAAGACUUUCAUUAAUCGAAAUCGUGCAGUAUGUUACCAUAAAAGUAACCUAAUAAGAAAUUGUUUUCCUACUUUGGUUCAAAGCAAUUACAAACAAAAGUAAUUGUACAGAUAAAAUUGUAUAGAAUAUUUUGUAUAAUAAAUAUUUUUUGAUCUA
Molecule: messenger RNA, 2581 nt
Organism: Stegodyphus dumicola
Lineage: Eukaryota; Metazoa; Arthropoda; Arachnida; Araneae; Eresidae
Gene: SWIP
Product: strumpellin and WASH-interacting protein
Biological process (GO): endosome organization; endosomal transport
Cellular component (GO): WASH complex; endosome
Source: RefSeq, a predicted model, not a curated record